Rotaria socialis is the source of this 453-nucleotide messenger RNA. Lineage: Eukaryota; Metazoa; Rotifera; Eurotatoria; Philodinida; Philodinidae. The record is from the annotation of a GenBank genome assembly.
AUGAUCGACGGACGACGACAGAAAAUCGGUCGAUUACGUACUGGUGAUAAAUUUACAGCUUUCGAUGGCACAAACCUAACUACGGACGAGAUGAUUUUGAUGCUUGACCAAAGUGCAUUUGGCGAAGCUGUGUUCUAUACUUUUCAAACGAAGUCAAAUCAUAUGAUUAGUUUGACAGGACAACAUUUAAUGCCAGUUCAGUCAAGUACAGGAACGAUCAUAUACAUACCAGCUGAGCAAGUAGAAGUUGGUCGAGACUCUCUGUAUGUUUUGUCUGAUGAUGGUAUUGUAAUUGUGUCACCAGUUAUUCAGAUAUCUAUCGAAACUAAAAUGGGUUAUUUUGCUCCAUUGACAAUGUCUGGAACAAUAUUAAUCAACAAUGUCGUAGCUAGUUGUUUCAGUCACAUACACAGUCACUCGCUUGGUCAGCUUGUGAUGGCACCCAUUCGUUGA